UACUGAGCUGAGAGGAAUCUGUCAGAUUCAAACACACACUGCUCACUGUGUGUGUGUGUAUGUGUGUGUGUGUGUGUGUGUGUGUUUGUAACAGGAUGAAAAGCUGAGGAACAGACAGAAAGAGACAGAGGAGGACCACAAAGUGAGGCCCCGUCCACCUAUGGAUCGGCGUUCCCGUCAGCAGCUCAGGGGAUUCCAUGGCCGCAUCGAUCCCAGUGUCGCCCCCGCCCAGAGCCGCCGGUCCCCGCUGAUGCCGAGGCGCCGCGCCCAUUUGUAGAGCAGAGCAGGGCCAGAGGGAGGCGGGGGGUCAGGGGUGAAAGGUCAGAGUGGGUGUCAGGAGCCGAGGUCAAGAGGCUCAUCGGAAGAGAGAGAGGUCGUCGCUGAGGACGGCGUCGCUGAGGACGGCGGGCAAGAUGAUGACUUCACACGGAAAACUGAGGAAGGAGAAGGGCAGUCUGGCCGAGUACGAAUCGCAGAUGAAAGACCUGCGGGCCCAGCUCACAGACCAGAUCAAGAUCCUGGACUCGCAGGUGGAGGUGAAGCAGCAGCAGCUCUCGGACCUGUCGGAGUUCCUGCGGCGCCGCGGCGACAUCGAGGCGGAGUACGCCCGCGCCCUGGACAAGCUGACCGAGAGGUUCACCCACAAGACCAAGAAGAAGGAGCAGUGGGGUCAGUCGGUGUGUCAGGUCUGGUCCGUCCUGCUGACUCAGACCCGUCUGGAGAGCCGGGAACACGCGGCGCUGGGCGACACCUGCUGCAACACGCUCACACAGAGGCUGGUGCACGGCACCGAGGACACACACCGCCUGCACAAACGGAGCAAAGAGGUGGGGAUCCAGAUGCAGGACGAGUUACUGAAGGUCACCACUGAGCUGCAGACGGCUCUGAAGACGUACAACCAGUACCACACCGACUGCCUGAUCGCCGAGGGGAAGCUGAAGGAGGCCGAGCGGCUGGAGGAGCGGCACACCGGCAAGUCGGCCGAGCUCGGGCCGGGACCGCUGGUGGGACAGAGGAGGAGCUCCGUCAAGAAGAUGGAGAGGCUGAUGGAGAAGAGGCACGGCAGAGUGCAGGAGACCCAGCUGAAGUGCACCAAGGCUCGUAAUGACUACCUGCUGAACCUGGCGGCUGCAAACGCAGCCAUGAACAAGUACUACCUGCAGGACGUCAGCACGCUCAUUGACUGCUGCGACCUGGGCUUCCAUCUGUCCGUGGAGCGGGUGAUGAAGUGCUACCUGGCCAGCAGGUGGCGCAUCCAGAAGACGGAGGAGACGGGGCUGAAGCAGCUGGAGGCGGCCGUCACCUCCCUGGACCAGGGCGGCGACCGGGACGCCCUGCUGCAGCAGCACGACUCCGCCUUCUGCCUCCCGUUCCGCUUCAACUACCACCCGCACGAGGGCGACCAGGUGUGCGAGGUGAGCGCGGAGAGCCAGGUGAGGUACGAGCUGGAAACCAGGUUCCAGCAGCUUCAGUCUCGACUCGCCGCCGUCACCCUGGAAACCGAGGAGGUCAGUAAAACGCUGAAAGCCACGCUCGCCGCCCUCCUGGACAACAUGUGCGACAGCGACUGCAACCCGUCCCCCGACGUGCCCAGCAGCCUGUCCCACGAGCCCCCGGGAGGAGGCACCCUCCAGAAGCUGACCCUCGCCAAGCGUCGAGCCAAUCAGCAGGAGACGGAGACCUACUACUUCACUAAAGUGAAGGAGUUCCUCACCAGCAGUUCUCUGACCUUCAAGCUUCAAGCCAAACACGAUCUUCUACACGACGCCAUACAGAAAGCUGAGGCCGUUGACAGCGACCCCUCCAGAAUGCAAUGUGCUCGGUCACUGCGAGUACGGAAGUCCAGACCCGUUUCCCAAUUCUGCCACACACUCUUCACCACAGACAUGCUCUCCUACAUACAGAGCUCUGGGCAGCAGAUCCCCGUGGUGGUUGAAAGCUGCAUCCGUUUCAUAAACCUUCACGGCCUCCACCAUGAAGGAAUAUUCCGAGUUCCUGGCUCUCAGAGGGAAGUUAACCUACUCAGAGAUGCGUUUGAGAGAGGAGAAGACCCCCUGUCGGACAGCGAGUGCGACCUGGACUCUGUGGCCGGAGUGUUGAAGCUGUACUUCAGGGGCCUGGAGCCGCCGCUCUUCCCCUACGACAGCUACUCCGAGCUGCUGGAGUGUGUCCAAAUCGAGGCCGCGAUGGAGAAAGCCGCCCAGAUUAAAGCGAUCGUCUCCACCUUCCCACGGCCUCUGCUCAUCGUGAUGCGUUACCUUUUCGCCUUCCUAAACCACGUGUCUCAGUACAGCGACGAGAACAUGAUGCAGCCCUACAACCUGGCCGUUUGCUUCGGUCCGAGCCUGCUGAGGGGGCUGGAUGCAGACGACGCCGUUGCCAGGCAGCCGCAGGUCAAUGACCUUGUCAAAACCAUGAUCCUCCACCACGACAUCAUCUUCCCCGGCCAAUCGGAGCAGCCGGGACCCGUCUAUGAGAAGCACAUGACGCUGGAGCAGGAGUACUGCGAACCGAUCACAGAGGAGGGAGACGGAGAGGCCGAGCAUCUGCCCAGCGAGGACGAAUGGGAGGCGGUGGCCAUGUUUGACUACGUGGCAAGAUCCCCCGCCGAACUCUCCUUCAAGCAGGGAGAGCCUCUCAUCCUUCACAGCAAGGCCUCCUGUGAUUGGUGGAGAGGUGAAGUGGGCGGGGUUAAAGGUCUAAUCCCUCACAAGUACAUCAGCGUCUUGGAAGGGACAGAGCGAGGGAAAAGAGAGGAAGGAGGAGGAGGAGGAGGAGGAGGCAGCACUGGAAACCUGUCAGCAGAAGAUCCACAGAUGGAGAACACAACCCGGAUGCGGGUGAACAGUGAUAGCGCUUCGUUGCCGGGGAGACAGAGAGGAGGUGAGGGGAGCCCCAACCGAAAGCCGCCGACCUCCCCGGCCACGCGGCACCUGCCAGUGUCUCAGGAGAGAAGACACACGUUGGAUACUGUGAGACAGACGAGCUUCAGGCCGACAGACAGACCUCCGUUCGUUCAGCCAGAACGACCUGCUGUAGAUAAGGAGAUGAUCAGCCGUCAGAUGAACUCUGUGUUCAAGGAGCUCCUGUCACGCCAGCCCCCGGUGCAGCCGUCCGCCCUCGCCGCCCACACCGCCCACGCCGCCCCAGCCCAUUCUGCUUCUUCAUCGUCCUCCUCCUCUUCCUCUUCGUCCCUCCCCCAAGCUGCUCCGGCUGCCAAAAAAGUGGGAUUCGGCCUCCGAGGACGGGCCCUUUUCCGGCCGGUGGACUGAGAAUCUCCCGUCGGUUGUCUGAGGAUUACUGACGCUGAUGCCCGUCAAGCAUUUGGUGAAGAUCUUGGGAUUAUUUUUCUGACACGUGUAUGAUAAUUGUGUCUCUGCCAUCUCAUAGUGCCACUAGUCUUGGUGCCGUGUUACUGUCCGUCCAGUGUGUCUGUUUUCCAGCCCUAAUUUUCUAUUAAUUUUUUUUUUUUCAUUUUUUCCAGCCUUUUUUUAAUAUAUAUAUAAUUUUUUGGGGAGAAUCAGGGAUGUGACUUCGCCAGAGAUUUAUCACCAGACUGAAUUUUAAAGUGGUUGCCAUGAUGCUUAUACUGUACAUCAACAGCAAAAGACUUAAGCUGCCCCCUAGUGGCAGGUCUGAGAUCAGCUCACCUUUGUAGUGUUUGCUUUAUUGGAAAAAGUUAACUGAUCUUGGACCUGUGUCUAGGAGUGCCUUCUCAUCUUUCUCUCUUUGUGCUUGUUUCACGUGGAAAGACUCAAUAGGUUGAAGCUUUCCAUAAUCAUUUCAGAGGCGUGUUCUAGGACUACGGGCCCCAAAGUGUUCAUUAUUUCAAGAAAAAUGGUACAAAAAUAAGGAUGCGAAUGAAGACUGUGUAAAAUAUCUGAAAGAACCAGCAGUUUGUGGAAUAACGGGAGACAAAUGUUCCCAGGAUGAUCUGGAUUUUCUUCAGCUUUUAACGUCUUUUGGGUUAAGAUCAAGCACAAAACGUUUUGCUUAUGUUUUGGAAAGGGUUUAAGAUUUCAGUUUUAGCUUUUUCUUUUUAAUAGUUCAACAUCGCUCCUAUCAUUAAUAUGGCUGCAAGAGGUCGACGUACAGCUUCCGUUUUGCCUCAUGUCUGUGUGUGUGUGUAGGAACUGACUUAAUCCACUCUACUGACUCCUUUAAGCUUCCAGAUGCUAACGAACCAGCAGACAAACCAGAACAGCAUUACAUCAGGAUUUUGCCUCCGAGCAGUGUUAGCUUUUGGUUUGAGAGAGAACUUCUUGGUUUCAAAUAAAUGCUAUUUCUUUUUUAACACGUUAAUGCUACGUAAUUUAAGCAAGCUAAUUAUCCCGACUCCUACAGUAGCUUGCUAGGUUAGUAGCCUUGCUAAGCUCAAUGGAAACCAAAAGCUGUUAGUUUUCGGGUACUUGUGGUUAUUGUGAAUGGCUGAAUUUGACACCUGUUGUUUAUCUCUAACUCUGAAAGGCUGAAAACUGGCAUGGUGUUGGCUAAAUUUAUAAAAAAUACAUUGAAAUGAAAGUGUGAAUUAAUUAUUGUGUAAUUUUGAUCAUUUAAAGAACAACACACUUGAUUGUUGGCAUAGUUAAUGGGGCUUUACUGAUAGCCUGUUCCAGUUGCCUUGAUUCUAGGGAUUUUAACCAGAACUAAAGUUAAGGAUACUUUACUUUUUACUAUGGCUGUACUCAGUGUGACUUUUUUUUUCAAAAAUUAAAUCAUGAUUUAUGUUUUUAGAGCACAAUGGGAACUUUUUGGAACAUUUCAUGGCUUGAGUCUCCUGUUGUCUGACUAUGUUGGGAUCAAAUGAGGGCUACCAGUGGGAUUUUUAGAGAUAGAAAUUUCAUUUUGAAUUGGGAAUAACGAGCCCAGAGACACUGUUAGCUCUUCAGAUGUUCUUGCACAGCUGAGCGCUUCCCUAAAGUGAGCUUGUACCUCUGAAGAGUACCUUUAAAUCUCUAUCUGAAAUGGUUCAGGCUGCUACUUUUGAGGCAUGCCUGACGGAGCCAUUUUAGAAAUAAAGUCAAAAGCAAAAACGAUCUACUUUCAAGGUACAACAUGUGAGAUUUAAGUGAUGCCUCAGUCACUUUUUAACCACUGGAUCAUUGAAAAGAUCCAUUAUUCGUCCGCCGGGCCGGGACGACUAGAUUUCCCUGCUGUUUUGGGCCAAAGCAGAAGAGAAGAGUAGCGGUCUGUUUAUUUUCAUUCCUGAUUUCCAGAUGAAUUGAUUCCGUUUUGUGAAUGGAUGGUUAGGAUUAUGUCGACUGAGUGGCAGUGAGUUUCUCAUAGUUUAAUCAGUUUGCUGAUAAUCGUUGCCAAGAACUUCGGUACUCACGGAAUUGCCUGUUCUUAAUUGUUUGUUUCUCGUCUUCUUUUCUUGGACAAAGCAAGAAUGUGGUACAGUGACUCAUUAAACCACCUUGUGGCACAAAGUGUUAUUACAACACUGAUCUGUGGCUAAUGGUUAGCUUGUUACAGCAUUCAGAUUGCUUUUAGGCUCAUUUUUGACUGAAAUAUUACAGACCUGUACCUUUAAAGGGAUUGUUAUAGAAUUUAGAUCCAAUAACAUCAUUGAGUUUUGAUACUUUUCACAGGAUUUCUGCUUCAUUUGAAUCAUUUUUACAUUGAACACUUUGAGGGUCUGUGUAUGACAAGUAGAAAAACCGUUAGCGACGAGGUAAAAAGUUAUUGAUUUUCAUUUUCUUGCGUAGCAGCAUCCAGUGUUUGAACACACACACACACACACAAACACACACACACACACACACACACACACACACACAAACAGAAGAAACGUAGAAACACACUCCCCUUCAUAUGUGAUACAAGGCCUGACCCACGGGCCAGAACUCAGGGCUUUUGCAGAGUUACAGACGGGCUAACUCAGGUUUGGCUGCAAAGGAACGAGUAAAGAGUCUCUCUCAGGUCUUUGGUUGACUUAACUCUUCAACUGGAAACUGUGCCCAAGCCUCAAGAGCCAAAUCCAUCCCCCAGGUCAGGGAGGAGCCGCCGCCGACUUCCUCUGUUUAAACUGUGAACGCGACGUUUCCGAGCCACCAUUGAAACGCCUGUCUCAUCCAUCCACGCUACGCUGCAUUUUAGCGCGAGCCCCCCCCCUCCCCACACACACACACACACACACAUGCAGGCACACAGGCCCCGUUUAAACACGGGUUUCAGGAUUUCCACAAUUACUUUGAUUCCAAAAGCAUUGGAAGUAUUCUCACAUUGAGUGCCCCCCCUCCCCCCUCAGUUUUAGUGUCAUAGGCACAUGGGUUUACUUGAGUUUGGCUUAUUUUUCAAUGGAUUCUGCUUCUACGAUUGAAACAUCCUGUUAUUUUGGAUCACUUGUAUGAAGAUGUCACUAAAUUUACUGUGUCCAGCUGUAUAUGUGGUU
Molecule: messenger RNA, 6394 nt
Organism: Salarias fasciatus (jewelled blenny)
Lineage: Eukaryota; Metazoa; Chordata; Actinopteri; Blenniiformes; Blenniidae
Gene: arhgap4b
Product: Rho GTPase activating protein 4b
Exons: 24
Coding region: 414-3272 (952 amino acids)
Biological process (GO): signal transduction
Molecular function (GO): protein binding
Source: RefSeq, a predicted model, not a curated record